Thalassophryne amazonica is the source of this 2531-nucleotide messenger RNA. RefSeq names its product golgin, rab6-interacting (gene gorab). Gene Ontology annotation, biological process: non-motile cilium assembly. The record is from RefSeq and is a predicted model, not a curated record. The transcript is spliced from 5 exons. Lineage: Eukaryota; Metazoa; Chordata; Actinopteri; Batrachoidiformes; Batrachoididae. Bases 115 to 1299 code for a protein of 394 amino acids.
GCAGGAAUAAACAAACAUGGUGGUGUAGUUCACUUUUCAGAGUAGUUUGUCAAUUUUGAAGCUUUGUGAAAGUUUGUUAUUCGAAAUAGUCACUGUAAACAUCUUUUUAAGUGAAUGUUUGACUUUUAUUUUGUUGUCGAGGUGUUGUUUGUGUUCAGCGGUGAAAUGAGCGGCUGGGCCGGUUUUUCUGACGACGAGCUUCGAAGGCUGCAGCAGAGAGAACCAGUGGUGGCUCGGGGUCGGAGACCUGCAGCUGGCCGUAGUCGGCAGCAAUUACAGCGCGAGAGAGCGCUGCAGCUCUUUGUUCAGAGAGCUAAUGGAGCCUCGGAGGAGCUCAAAAAGCUGCCGCCGACAGCUGGGCUUCAGUCCACAAACCCGGCAGGAGUCCCGGAGCAGCAGCGCCUCAACAGACCACCGCCAAGGACUGAGCCUCAGCCCGGAGCUCCAGCAGGAGUCCUGGAGAAACAGCAGCUCAGCAGACCACCGGCAAGCACCGAGCCUCAGCCCGGAGCCCUGGCAGGAACCCCAGCAGGAAUCCCGGCUGUCAGAGAGGAGUUGCACAAACCAUCAGCGGAGGAGCAGGUUCCUGCUGUCAAAGAGCUGGAACAACAAGAGGUUGAAUUGCGGGAAAAGACGCAUCUGGAGCAGCUCCAGCAAGAGCAGAAAAUGAUGGAAGAGAUGAAUAAACAGAAGAAGGCACUGCUGGCAAAAACAAUCGCAGAAAAGUCCAAGCAGACUCAGGCAGAGGCGGUGAAGCUGAAGAGAAUCCAGAGGGAGCUCCAGGCCCUGGACAAUAUGGUGUCCAAUGACAUCGGCAUCCUGAGAGGAAAAAUCGAGCAGGCCAGCUGGGACUACAGCGCCGCCAGAAAGCGCUAUGAGAAGGCGGAGGCUGAGUACGUGGCGGCCAAGCUGGACCUUCACAAGAAGACAGAGCUGAAGGAGCAGCUUAUGGAGCACUUGUAUGCCGUCAUCCAGCAGAACGAGCUGCGCAAAGCCUGCAAACUGGAAGAGCUGAUGCAGCAGCUGCAGCUCCAUCCCAACAAGGAGGAGGCAGAGCAGCAGAAGCGGGGCUGUGAGGAGACUCCGCCCAGUGGCAAGGAGGAAAACGGUUUACCAAAGAACCAGGAGGGAAAUCUGCAUUCGUCUGACGUUGGCGAGACUGCUGUGGAAGAGUGUGUGGAGCUGGAGAGAGGAGGCAGCAUACAGGAAGACCAUCAGACCACGACCGAAUCGCCAAAGACUGAAGACACGCUCUGUGGGACAGACAGUCCAUCUCCGAGUCAAACCGUGGCCUCCUGACGUCAACAGUGAUGACGCAUUUCAUGUUCGUCACUCAUUAGUUCUUUCCUCGAAUCUUCAGUCACUCAUGGUUGCAGGGUUUUUUUUUUGUGUGUUCUUUUACUAGGUCAACCAGGUGUUCUAAACAGCUUAUAUUCCAUUAAGUCAGAUCUCGCACUCUGUCAUGCAGCUGCUUCACUUAGAAAAUUAAAUGAGAUUAAAUACGUUCAGAUCCAAUAAACAACAGGUGUGAAACUUAUCACACAGAUUCAUUCUAACAGCAGCAUGAAAAGUGCAACAGUGUUCCUGCAAAUAGGCGGUAAGAGUGCAAUGUUAUUAGUGCACACGGCGACUGCAAGCCUCAUCAUCCGUGUGACUGACACUACAAAUCAAACAAUCCUGAAUCAGGAUUCAUGACACUGUGCUGCAGUUAGCAUUAGCAUAGAUUCUACUCUGCCCCCAGCAGGAUACGUUAUUAAGAUUUUAUACUUGCAGCUUUCUGUAAAAUGCUUCAAGCAAUAUGUGCAAUAACUGCUGCUGCGUGCACCGCCAUGAUGUUACAGGAAGUUCAAAUGCUUCAACUCGUGUUGUGCACCAUCAUCAAGGGUGUUUUUGACCACCCUGUGGGGAAGUGGGAGAUGAUCUGCGUGCUCGACUGCCACCACGGCACAGACCAGACAUGAAUGUGCGCAAAAGACAAACACAGCAUUUUACAAGUUCAGCCACUUCCAAAUGUUGGUUAUUUAAAAACAGAAAUAAAGUUGUGGUGUUUUUGUUUGUUUGGAGGGUAUUUUAUUCCUGUGUUGUUGUUGUUUACUCCCAUAUGUUGUGUCUGUAGGUUUCAGCAGGCCCGGCCGUUCAUGUCUUUGCAGAAGACGAGCCGCUGAGACGACGUCUGCUGAUGUUUGUUUUGAUUCACCUGCAUCGUGUUUCUGAAUCUUUGCCUGGAUGUUUACUAUGUUAACGUGUUGAACAUAACGGCGUUAAUCUGGGAGGAUGUUUGACUCGAUAUGUGAACUCUGAUUUAUCUGUUUUCUGUGUUCCGGUGGGGAAAGAUGAAAGUGGUCUUUAUUGAAACGGUUCAGUCGGUAACUGAAUGUGAAACAUCUGGACUCAUGAAGACGUUUUUUGUAAUCAUACAAGAGAAUCGUUCAGAACUGGUUUGGAAACCAGUUUGUAGCAGGAUGUGUGAUAAUAACGGACACCUCCGGAGGUUUAGAAUCUCCAUCACUGUGUUUAUCACGGUGAGUUCU